Cucurbita maxima (winter squash) is the source of this 523-nucleotide messenger RNA. Its product is annotated as 40S ribosomal protein S21-2-like. Gene Ontology annotation, molecular function: structural constituent of ribosome. Bases 103 to 351 code for a protein of 82 amino acids. The record is from RefSeq and is a predicted model, not a curated record. The transcript is spliced from 4 exons. Gene Ontology annotation, biological process: translation; endonucleolytic cleavage in ITS1 to separate SSU-rRNA from 5.8S rRNA and LSU-rRNA from tricistronic rRNA transcript (SSU-rRNA, 5.8S rRNA, LSU-rRNA); endonucleolytic cleavage to generate mature 3'-end of SSU-rRNA from (SSU-rRNA, 5.8S rRNA, LSU-rRNA). Gene Ontology annotation, cellular component: cytosolic small ribosomal subunit; ribosome. Lineage: Eukaryota; Viridiplantae; Streptophyta; Magnoliopsida; Cucurbitales; Cucurbitaceae.
GUUUUAGCGAGCAUUUCACCGUAAUUCCUCUCCGAAUUUUCCCUCCCGCAGCAGUUGGCCGACAGGUUUAUCUCUAGUUCAAAUUAAGACGCCGAAGCCAAAAUGCAGAACGAAGAGGGAAAGAUCACCGAGCUUUACAUUCCUAGGAAGUGCUCUGCGACAAACAGACUUAUCACUUCAAAGGACCAUGCCUCGGUUCAGAUUAACGUCGGUCACUUAGAUGAGAAUGGCAUCUACACUGGCCAGUUCUCCACUUUCGCACUCUGCGGUUACAUCCGUGCUCAGGGAGAUGCGGACAGCGCUUUGGACAGGUUGUGGCAGAAGAAGAAAGUUGAAGUUCGCCAACAGUAGGAAAUGCAAUAUUUUCCUCUACUUCUGAGAUUUUAUAUAAGAUGUUAGCUAUAUUGCAAAUUUUGAAUGAUGAGAGCCUCCCGCGUUAAUGUUUUGAUGAAUGCUUCUAAAGUUGUGUUUGUUGGAUUAUUACUUCAGUGAAGUUAGUUUUUGAUGAUUUAUUAGUUUAUUC